AUGUUAUCGUCGAAAUUGAGCCUGAAGGCCCGUCUCACCCUUCUGGCCGUUUCAUCUUUCCUUUUCCUGCUCAUCGUGGGUCGCUUGUAUCGUGUAACUGAUUACCCGCUUAAAAUCAUCCAUCAAACUGUUGGCGACGAAGACGACAAAAGCGACGGCUUAAAACCGAGCGAAGAAUCCCCAAUUAUCCACCAAGAUCCCAUUGCGUUAACGAGCCACGAUGACCCGAAUGCCGUCCCUCACCCUAUCGACCACUUGAUUCGCGAUGCCGAUAAGAAAUGGGCAGCUUUGCUCAACAAGCAGGUCUACAACCUGACCCAGGUUGCCGAGCAGUAUCGAUUGCGCCGCGGGCGUCACCCACCCCCGGGCUUCGAUAAAUGGUAUGAAUAUGCCAAGUCCAAAAAUGCUCUUUUCAUCGAAGAUUUGUUUGAUCAAAUCUACGAUGAUGUGAGUCCAUAUUGGGGUUUGGAUCCGAAAGAAAUGCGCCGACAGGCUUCGGGAUUCGAUCCGCGCAUCGUUAUUCGCAACCACACAGUAGCAUCUGUCGGCCGCACUGGUGUGAACUGGCUGGAGGUUUGGAUGGAUAUGGUAUCGAAAUUCGAGAACUUCCUGCCCGACAUGGACAUCCCACUGAACGGAAUGGACGAGUCUCGGAUCAUCAUUCCAUGGGACAAACUUUCCGAAUAUCGUGAGCAGGACUUGAUCCGUCGCAAAGCGAUCGACCCCAGUACCGCUACCGACCAAUACAUGCAGCUUGACGCCUUCGAUCCCGAAGCGCUUCCUGAGUCCUGGGGCCCAGCCUGGGAAGGACCCGGACGACCCUUCUGGGAUAUCAUGCGCGAUGCCUGUCCCCCCGAAAGCCCUGGCCGCAAAUCCAACAUUCCUCACCUAGACUUUGCGAACCCCCCUCCCGAAUUCUUCAACUACCGCAACUUCUCGAAGACAGGUUAUGUGGAGGACUUCGAGAAAUCCAAGGACCCGUGCUGGAGAGCCGAACUGCAGGGAAUGCACGGCAGCUUCAUCGAACCUAUCUCGUUAUCCACCGCACACGAACUAUUCCCGCUUUUCGGAGGAUCGAAGUUGACCGUGAACAACGAGAUCCUACUCCCCCCGCCAAUGUACUACUUCGACAACCCCAUGUACUCAGGAGGUUUCCAGAACACGGGUGGUUCCUGGUCAAAGAAGAAGGACACUAUUUUCUGGCGCGGAAUCGCCAGCGGUGGCCGCAUUCGCGAGGAUACUUGGACAGGAUACCAACGUCAACGGUUCUUAUCCAUGCUGAAUGGUACAACGGUAGCUACAACAAACGGCUCCUCGUCAGCUGGAAUCAACUUCCGCCAGCCAGACUACCAAUACUACAAUGUCUGGGCUGGUAUUGAUGGCAAACUCCCCGAGUUCCUGGACGAGCACACUGAUCUAGGUUUCCUGGAUCUAAAAUGCUUCCCACCCGAAGAUGGCUUCCACUGCGUAUACCAGGACCCAUACUUCAGCAUCGUCGAGCCCGUGCCCAUGAAGGACCAAUAUGCCUACAAAUACCUGCCCGAUAUUGACGGCAACUCGUUCAGUGGCCGAUACCGUGCAUUCUUGCUGUCAACCUCUUUGCCCAUCAAGGCUACUGUCUACAAGGAGUGGCACGAUUCACGAUUAAUCCCCUGGGCACACUUUGUGCCCCUCGACUCGUUAUACAUGGAUAUCUAUGGUAUCCUCCAAUACUUCCUUGGUUAUAAAGGACAUAAUGGCCAUGAUAGACAGGCAGAGAAGAUUGCGAUGGGUGGAAAAAGCUGGGCUGAGCAGGUUUUGCGAUUGGAAGAUAUGGAGAUCUAUGUUUUCCGACUACUUUUGGAAUAUGCUCGUCUGAUGGACGAUAACCGUGAUACCCUUGCUUUUGUGAAUGAUCUGCAAGCUUAA
Messenger RNA from Penicillium verhagenii, 1908 nucleotides. RefSeq lists its product as uncharacterized. Bases 1 to 1908 code for a protein of 635 amino acids. The record is from RefSeq and is a predicted model, not a curated record. NCBI's taxonomy places the organism in Eukaryota, Fungi, Ascomycota, Eurotiomycetes, Eurotiales, Aspergillaceae. The transcript has a single exon.